AUGCAGCCGGUCGGCACCCGAAACUUCAACUGCUCAAGCGACUCCUUACCUCACAUUCUUUCGACUUCCCCCCACCCUUUCUUUGGGCGGUCCGAAAUCCAAAUCAUCGAGUCGGAAAGCGAUCAGCAAAGUCCUAGCAAAACUCUGAGGGUUGCGUUGCUAGAAAAUCCGAAGUUUCCGCCCUUUGUCACGCUCAUUCCCGCAACUUAUCUUUGA
This is a messenger RNA of Podospora bellae-mahoneyi, 216 nucleotides long. RefSeq lists its product as uncharacterized. NCBI's taxonomy places the organism in Eukaryota, Fungi, Ascomycota, Sordariomycetes, Sordariales, Podosporaceae. Bases 1 to 216 code for a protein of 71 amino acids. The record is from RefSeq and is a predicted model, not a curated record. The transcript is spliced from 3 exons.